Mesitornis unicolor (brown roatelo) is the source of this 7412-nucleotide messenger RNA. RefSeq names its product protein kinase, DNA-activated, catalytic polypeptide (gene PRKDC). Gene Ontology annotation, biological process: intrinsic apoptotic signaling pathway in response to DNA damage; telomere maintenance; immunoglobulin V(D)J recombination. The record is from RefSeq and is a predicted model, not a curated record. The annotation marks the transcript as partial. Gene Ontology annotation, cellular component: nucleus. NCBI's taxonomy places the organism in Eukaryota, Metazoa, Chordata, Aves, Mesitornithiformes, Mesitornithidae. The transcript is spliced from 47 exons. Gene Ontology annotation, molecular function: protein serine/threonine kinase activity; protein binding.
GUACCACUCAACAAUGUUGUGAUACUAUUAAUCACCUGAAGCGCAUAAUCAAGCAUAAAGCACCUUCUCUGAACAAGGAAGGAAAACGGCGAGUACCACGAGGAUUUCCAGCCACUAAGUCAGUGUGUCUUGUGGACGUUGUCAUGUGGCUCUUGGUGCAGUGUGGACGACCUCAGACAGAGUGCAGACAUAAAGCCAUGGAGCUCUUCUAUGAAUUUGUUCCUUUACUACCAGGAAACAAGUCUCCAUCUUCUUGGCUGGCUGAUGCUCUAAAAAACCGAGAAAUUUCUUUUCUCAUUAACAAAUUUGAAGGAGGUGGCAGCGAUGCCAAAAGUCCAUCUGGGAUCCUUUCUCAGCCAACUCUCCGUGGUAUGCAGGAGCCGUUCAGUUUACAGACUGUCAUGCGGUGGAUGGAUAUGUUCUUAGCAGCACUGGACUGCUACAAUACAUUCUUUGAGCUGCGAAUGAUCAAACCUCAUGAAAUACUGGGUGUAAAUGAAGGAUCCUCAUUCUUGAAAGCUUUGCAGUUCUUCCUUGAAACUAUUGCUUUGCAUGAUAUCCAUGCAGUGGAGCAAUGCUUUGAUUGCAGUUCAAAAGGGAGCAUGUUCAGUCCGCAGGAGAGAGAUGUGUAUAAUUACAGCAAGUGUACAAUUAUAGUCCGAAUCAUGGAGUUUGUCACCAUGAUCCUGGAAACGUGUCAGCAGGAUUUCUGGAAGCUUCUUGAGAAGGAAUUGCUUAAUGCAAGCCUUAUAGAGCUUCUGGUGAUGACAGUAUGUGAUCCAUCACACAUAGGCUUUAACACUGCUGAUGUGCAAGUCAUGAAAAAUCUCCCAGAUAUCUCAGUAAGACUCAUGAAAGCUUUGAUGAGAUCUCCCUAUAAGGAAUCUUUGAAACUACACAUGAGAAAAAGAAUCACACUGCAGAGCCUGGAGGACCUUUGUUCUGUUGAUCUGUUUAAUUCAGAUGCACGUUUUGAUCAAGUUAGGCUUAGUGCUAUCCUUUCAGCCUGCAAGCAACUCCAGAAAUCUGGCCUGCUUCAUUCUGUUCUUCACCAUCAGGAUGAAGGACCUCAUUUCCAAGUUGGCUCUAAGCUUCUUUCAGUUGUUUAUAAAGGUAUUGCACCUGGGGGUGAAAGGGUAUCUCUUCCAUCAUUAGACAUCAGCAGUAAGCGGUUAGCUGAUAGAGUCCUGCAGCUAGCCUUUGCUGUCAAUGACCAGUGUGAGGAGCUAGUAAGUCUGCUGUUGAACACAGUGGUGUUACCUGUGCCAUUAUCAGGAGCAUCCCAGAAGAACCUGAUCAAUUUCUCUCAUGGACAGUAUUUCUACAGCCUGUUCUCAGAAACCAUCAAUCAACAGCUGCUGAAAAACCUGGAUGUGAUCAUAGUCCAGCUUAUGGAAUCGUCUGGCAGCAAUCCCCAAAUGGUUGGCAGCAUUUUGAACGGCAUGUUGGAUCAGAGUUUUAGGGAGCGCACCGUACGUAAGCAGCAAGGAGUGAAACUGGUCAUGGCUGUACUGAGGAACUGGAAGAAACUUGACAGCUGGUGGGCCAAAGGUGCAGCUCCUGAGAGCAAAAUGGCAGUGUUGACCCUGCUGGCAAAAGUUCUCCAGAUAGACUCUUCAGUUUCUUUCAAUACCAAUCAUGAAGCAUUUACAGAUGUUUUUAAUACCUAUACCAGUCUGCUUACUGAUCAGAAUUUAAGCUUAAAUCUUAAGGGCCAAGCAGUGAUAAUUCUUCCGUUCUUCACUAAUUUGACUGGAGAAAAACUUGAUGACCUUAAGAAUGCACUUGAUAAACUUGUUGCUUUCAAUUUUCCCAUGAGGUCCGAUGAGUUUCCCAAAGGAACCUUGAAGCACAAUAACUAUGUAGAUUGCACUAAGAAGUUUUUAGAUGCAUUAGAAUUGUCUCAGAGUCCAAUGCUGUUGCAGUUGAUGACAGAAGUCCUCUGCAGGGACCAAAGACAUUUCAUGGAGGACUUAUUUCAAGCCAGCUUCAAAAGAAUUUCCAGAAGGAGUACCACUGACAAACAAGUGAUGCUGUUGGACACUGUUCACAAAAUGUUCCAGAGUGAGGACCUUCUUUCAAAUGCUACCCGUCAAGCAUUUAUGGAUCGCUCCCUCCUCACUCUCCUAUGGCACUGCAGCUUGGAUGCACUGAGAGAAUUCUGCGCCAAGAUUAUAGUGCAGGCUAUGGAUGCACUUAAUUCCAGGUUUACAAAGUUCAACGGAUAUACUUUUGAUACACAAGUCACCAAGAAAAUGGGGUAUUACAAGCUGCUAGAAGUGAUGUACAUACGUCUUUCAAAAGAGGAUGUUUAUUCCAAGGACUCUAGAAUUAACCAAACUUACCGUGGCUCCAUGAGCGUAGAAGGAAAUGAACUUACCAAGACACUAAUAAAGUCAUGCUACGAUGCAUUUACAGAAAACAUGGCAGGAGAGAGUCAGCUGUUGGAGAAGAGGAGGCUGUAUCACUGUGCAGCAUAUAACUGUGCCAUUGCUGUUAUCAGUUGUGUCUUCACUGAAAGUAAAUUUUAUCAAGGUUUUCUUUUUACAGAAAAAUCAGAAAAGAACCUGCUGAUUUUUGAAAAUCUGAUAGACCUGAAGCGUCAGUAUACAUUUCCUGUAGAAAUUGAGGUGCCACUGGAAAGGAAGAAGCGAUACAUUGCUAUUAGAAAGGAGGCCAGAGAUGCAGCGAAUAACAAUCAGGAUGAACCCAAGUAUUUAGCUUCUGCGUCAUACAUGAUGGAUAGCAGUUUGAGUGAGGAAAUGAGUCAGUUUGAUUUUUCUACUGGAGUCCAAAGCUUUUCUUAUAGCUCCCAAGAUGUUACAGCUGGCAGUGCUCGUUUCAGGAGGAAGGAGCCCACAGAAUACAUGGUUUUAAAUGAUGAGUUGGAACUGGAAAUGGAUGAACUCAAUCAACAUGAAUGUAUGGCUUCUAUGACCACUUUGAUUAAACAUAUGCAGAGGAACCAGAUCACACCUAAAGUGGAGGAGGGGACAGUUGCCGUAGAUCUUCCUCUUUGGAUGAAAUUUCUGCAUGGCAAAUUAGGAAACCCAUCAGUACCGCUAAAUAUUCGCCUCUUCAUAGCAAAACUUAUUGUUAAUACUGAGGAUGUUUUCCGACCUUAUGCAAAGCACUGGUUCGGUCCAUUGCUGCAGCUCGUUGUUUCAGGGAAUAAUGGAGGUGAAGGGAUUCAUUACAUGGUAGUGGAAAUAGUAGUUACUGUCCUUUCCUGGACAAGUGUAACCACUCCCAAAGGAAGUAUUAAGGAUGAGAUUUUAGCUAACAGGUUGCUUGAAUUCUUGAUGAAGAAUGCAUUUCACCAGAAAAGAGCUGUUUUCAGACACAAUCUGGAAAUUAUAAAGACAGUUAUAGAGUGUUGGAAGAACUGUCUCUCCAUACCUUACAGUUUAAUAUUUGAGAAAUUUUCUAGUGGAGACCCUGAUACAAAGGACAACUCAGUGGGAAUUCAGCUGCUGGGAAUUGUUCUUGCUAACAACUUACCUCCCUUUGACUCAAAGUGUGAAAUAGAUCGUGUCAGAUAUUUUCAGGCUUUGAUCAGCAACAUGGGCUUAUUAAAGCAUAAAGAAAUUUAUGCAGCUGCAGCAGAGGUGUUGGGACUUGCUCUUCGAUACAUUGCUGAGAAAGAAAAUGUACUUGAAGAUCCAGUUUAUGAUUGUGUCAUAAGACAAUUAAAACAUCAUCAAAACACCCAUCAGGAUAAGUUUAUUCAAUGCUUGAAUAAAGUUGUUAAGAAUUUUCCACCUCUUGCUGACAGGUUUAUGAAUGCAGUAUUCUUUUUGAUACCCAAACUUCAUGGUGUGAUGAAAACCUACUGUCUGGAAGUAAUCAUGUGCCGGGCAGAAGAAAUACCUGAUCUCCACUUGCAGUUAAAGAGUAAAGACUUUAUUCAGAUAAUGAAUCACAGGGAUGAUGAAAGGCAAAGAGUUUGUUUGGAUAUAGUGUACAAGAUGCUGUCUAAACUAAAACCACAAGAACUUAAAGAGCUUCUCCCUGGAGUUACAGGGUUCAUUUCUCACUCUUCUGUAGUAUGUCGACAGCACAUGUAUGAUAUUCUGAUGUGGAUUUACGAUAAUUACAGUGAUCCAGAAAGCCAAGCAGAUGAUGAUUCUAAGGAAAUACUCAAGCUGACAAAAGAAAUGCUGCUUCAAGGACUAAUUGAUGAGAAUGCUGAACUGCAAUUAAUUGUUAGGAAUUUUUGGAGUCAUGAGACAAGGUUACCAACAAAUAUUCUUGAUCGCAUGCUGUCACUGUUAAAUUCUUUAUAUUCCACCAAGAUUGAAACACAGUACUUGAGUCUAAUCACAAACUUUCUGCUUGAAAUGACCAGCAAGAGCCCGGAUUAUUCCAGAAAAAUAUUUGAACAUCCGCUGUCUGAAUGCAAAUUUCAGGACUUUGUAAUUGAUUCCAGCUGGCGUUAUCGAAGUACUGUGCUCACACCUAUGUUUGUGGAGACUCAGGCUUCUCAGAAUAUCCACAGGAAUUUAUCACAAGAAAGAUCCCUCUCUGCUUCUGGGUCACUUGGUGGUCGAGUGAGGGCUACCCAACGGCAGUAUGAAUUUACACCUACGCAGCAUGCCAGUGGUAAAAGUUCUUUUAAUUGGCUAACUGGAAGUAGCAUUGACACAUUGGCAGAGUAUACAGUUCCUUCAUCUUCUGAAUCCUUGUCUUCAUCCAUGCUCUUGGUUAACAAACGGAGUGAAACAUUUAAACAAGCAACCUUUAAACCAGUGGGACCAGAUUUUGGGAAAAAAAGGUUGGGUUUGCCUGGAGAUGAAGUGGACAGCAAAGCUAAAGGUAUAGAAGAACGAGCAGAAAUUCUAAGACUGCGGAGACGUUUCUUGAAGGACCAAGAGAAGAUCAGUCUGAUUUAUGCUAGAAAAGGUGUGGCUGAACAGAAAAGAGAAAAGGAGAUGAAAUCUGAGCUGAAGAUGAAGUAUGAUGCCCAGGUUACUUUGUACAGAAGUUACCGAGUAGGAGACCUUCCCGACAUCCAGAUUGAAUACUGCAGUCUCAUUGCCCCUCUGCAGGGCCUUGCCCAGAAAGACCCAACAUUUGCCAAGCAGCUUUUCAGCAGUUUGUUUGGUGGAAUUUUGCAUGAGGUAGAAAAGUCUAAAACUCCUUCUGAGAAAAAAGACAUCAUCCAGAAGCUGCUGAAUGACUUCAAUAAUUUCUUGAGUACGAGCCUGUCUUACUUCCCGCCAUUCAUUGGGUGCAUCCAGGAAAUGAGUUACCAGCACAGAGAGCUACUGGAACUGGAUUCAGCUAACGUGAGCACCAGCUGCCUUGCAAGUUUACAGCAGCCAGUGGGCAUCCUUCUUCUGGAGCACGCCCUCAUGGCUCUGUCUCCUGUGGAGGAGCCCCCAACCAAGCGGAUGCGUGGGAGGAGAGAGCUUCCCCCAGAUGUGAUCAGAUGGAUUGAACUUGCUAAGCUCUACCGAUCUCUUGGGGAUUAUGAUGUCCUUCGUGGUAUUUUCAGUGGUAAGAUUGGGACUAAGGAAAUCACGCAGAAAGCAUUGUUGGCAGAGGCAAGGAGUGAUUAUUCUGAAGCAGCUAAGUAUUAUGAUGAGGCACUCUCUAAAGAAGACUGGCAAGAUGGAGAGCCAACAGAAGCAGAGAAGGAUUUCUGGGAACUUGCAUCUCUGGAAUGCUAUGACCACCUCACAGAGUGGAAGUCUCUGGAGUAUUGUGCUACCAUUAAUAUUGAUAGUGGAAAACCUCCAGACCUAAGCAAAACGUGGAAUGAUCCAUUUUUCCAGGAGGUGUAUCUGCCCUAUAUAAUUCGCAGUAAGUUGAAGUUACUGCUCAGUGGGGAAAAUGACCAGACUUUGCUAACUUUUAUUGAUGAGGCAAUGAAGACAGAACAGAAGAAGGCAAUUAUAGAAAUGCAUUACAGCCAAGAGCUUGGUCUCCUUUACAUCCUGCAAGAUGAUUAUGACAGAGCCAAAUAUUACAUAAGCAAUGGCAUGCAAAUCUUCAUGCAGAGCUAUUCCAGCAUUGAUACUUUGUUAUAUCAAAGUCGAAUGACUAAGCUGCAGUCUGUACAAGCUUUGACAGAUACACAAGAUUUCAUCAAUUUUAUGACCAAGAGAAGUAACUUAGCUUCACAGGCUUCCCUUAAGAGACUUCUCAGAAUUUGGACAAGCAGAUAUCCAGAUGCUAAAAUGGAUCCUAUGAACAUCUGGGAUGAUGUCAUUACAAAUCGGUGUUUCUUUCUUGACAAACUGCAGGAGAAACUUCUCUGUGAUCAGGCCAAUGAUAGUAUGGAGGUGGAUGAGGAAUAUGGUGCUGGUGACCAAAUGGAAGUGGAUCAACAGGAUGAAGACAUGUACUCAAUGAUUAAAAGCUGCAAAUUCGACAUGAAAAUGAAAAUGAUAGAAAGUGCCAGGAAACAGAACAGCUUCUCAGUUGCCAAGAAGCUUCUGAAAGACCUACACAAGGAAGCCAAAUCAAGGGAGGACUGGCUGGUGAGGUGGAAUUGUGCCUAUUGCCGCUUUUCACAUAGCUGCAGCCGGAAACAGAGUUGUCCUGAACGCAUGCUUUCUGUGUUGAAAACCAUCUCCCUGCUUGAAUCUGACUGUCCUAGCAAGAAGAUAACGGCCCUCCGAAACCAGAAUCUUCUUCUGGGUACUACAUACCGCAUCAUGGCCAAUGCUUUUAGUCAGGAUCCAAGAUGCCUUGAGCAAAUUGAGGAAGAAAAAGCUGCAAAAAUAUCAGUACUAUCAGGAGAAAGUCUUGAGAGUCCUGAAAAGGUGUUGGCAGGUCUGAACAAGAAGGCUUUUCAGUGUUUCAGCAGUGCUGCAAGGAAGUCUGAAGAGGAGGUGCAGUCCCACUCCAUGGAACAUGUAGAUGUGGUGGGAGUUAUCGAUGCGUAUAUGACUUUGGUUGGUUUCUGUGACCAGCAUCUGCGUAGGGAAGAAGAAGGCUUGCUUGAAAUUAACACUGCAGAUCUGCAGUUAUUCCCAGCUAUUGUGGUGGAUAAAAUGAUAAAAGCUUUAAAACUGAAUUCCAGAGAAGCCAGGCUGAGAUUUCCUAGACUGCUGCAAAUAAUUGAAAGAUAUCCAGCAGAGACAUUGGGUCUAGUGACACGAGAGCUUUCUUCGGUUCCCUGUUGGCAGUUCAUCGGUUGGAUUAGCCAGAUGAUGGCACUACUUGACAAGGAUGAAGCAGUAGCCGUGCAACACACUGUUGAAGAGAUUGCAAAUACCUAUCCCCAGGCAAUCAUCUACCCUUUCAUGAUCAGCAGUGAAAGUUACUGUUUCAAAGAUACUGCAACUGGUUGUAAGAACAAGGAGUUUGUAGAAAGGAUCAAGGAUAAGUUGGACAGAGGAGGAGUAGUUCAAGAUUUUGUUUGCUCCCUGGAACAGCUUUCUGAUCCCAUGAUGCUUUUUAAG